Molecule: messenger RNA, 3611 nt
Organism: Talpa occidentalis (Iberian mole)
Lineage: Eukaryota; Metazoa; Chordata; Mammalia; Eulipotyphla; Talpidae
Product: calcium homeostasis modulator protein 6-like
Exons: 4
Coding region: 2600-3511 (303 amino acids)
Molecular function (GO): monoatomic cation channel activity
Source: RefSeq, a predicted model, not a curated record
UGAUUUAAUUUUAGAUACUUAUCGUGUCCACUCUUACUAUUUGCAUAUGAUGUGUGUGUGUGUGUGUGUGUGUGUGUAUACGACAGAGAGAGAGAGGGAGAGAGAGAGAGAGAAUUAUGUGCCUAUUAUGUAUCUUGCCCAAGAUCAACCACUAGUCAGGAUCAGCUGAAGCCACUACAAACAGAACAAAUAAAUCCAAUAAAAAGGCAUCUUAGGAUGAACUAUGAAAUAUGUAGAAUUCAUGCUUGCUAUCUUACAAGGAAUUAUUUGCAUAUGAAAUCUCAUGGACAUGAAAUUGCAAAUGUGAUUUAUAAGCAAAGGGGGAAAAAAAACAGUUUAAACCCUAGAGCUCUGCUGGAUUUCUGACUGGUUUAUAGGCUUAACUUAGCAAUUCAAAAUGUGACUGUAUAUGUUUAGAGAAUAUUAAUUCCUCAACAAGUUGUGGCAUUCAACAUGCUGUUCUUCACUUUUUCAGCCUAUAUUUUUUCUCAUCUAACUUUUUCCAGAAAUGUUAUUCCUCUUUCUGUCUCACUGUCACCUUUUAGUCUGUCUUGUAAGAAUGUAACAUUGGCAGCCAAAUGGACCUAGAACAGAAAAAAAAAGAGAAGAAAACAGAUUUAAGGCGUUCAGAUUUUCAAAAAAAAUCUGAAAAUUCUUCUGUAUCUUUUUUAAGUUUGAUUUGUCCUAAAAGCAGUGAGUAUCCUUAUGGAAUAAUCAGAAAAAACUUGUCUGUGGAUGAGGGGCCCUUUACUAUGUGUUCUCCAGGGAUGCUCUGUUUGGGGGUCAGCGCUUGGUGUGAGUCUGCAGAGAGAAGGGCAGUCAGGUCAGUCCCAACUUGGGGCAAGCACAAAGAUGUGGAACCAUUUUUGUUCACUUUGCAUUCCUCUCAAGAACACAGAUUCCCAGUUCAAGGAGAGACUUGACACUGUGUGCCUUGCCAAGCAGAACUUCCAAGGAUAGAGGGUUCCUAACAAAUGCUGUUCAAAGUAACUUGCUAUAGAUCUUCCUGUCAUUACCUAAAUAACAUCAUCAUGCAUCUUAACAACAUCUAGCAAUCACUUAAGGCUUUGAGAGCUUGCAACAAGAAUCAACUAAAUAAAUUAUAAAUAUACAAUUAAAGAUUGAACUUACAGGCAGGGAUAUUUGCUAUACAGACUUCUCUUCCUUUCUAAUGCGGUUCACAUUCCCCAGACAUUGAAGUGUUCUCAGGGCUUAUUCUCUAUUCAUUAAAAUGUGUUCACAUGAGAGCAGUGUGAUAUUGCUAACUGACCCUCCACAGAGUAUUGGUUCACCUACUUGGAGGCUUUUAAUUAAAAAGAUAAAUAAGCAAAAGAACCUAAAAAGCAAAUAAAUGAAAUGCCUUGAUUUAAUAGGCAAUCAACUAGUGUUUACUGAAUCUUACUUGACACUCUUCUCUCUCACUAAGAAUUCCUUCAUUAACCAGUCUGGAUAAGUGAAAUUAUAGAUCUUUCUAUGCCAAAUUAACUGACUCACACAAGGUGCAAACAUCAUGCCUUGGUGAUGCCCACCAACAAUGAAAAGCAUGUAGACUGAGUUUUGAAAUACAAAAGCUAAGUUUGUCCUCACUUCCUCCUCUCACCCCAGAAGAUCUUGUCUUUCUUAAUAUUUAACAGAAAUCAAAUAAUAAGGAGGCUACUUUGAAGUUAUUUGGGUCCUUGGGGUCUACAUGAGGGCCAAAUCUUACUUCUCAUUCAAUGUAUUUAAUCAGCUGUUAUCCAUGAAAGCUACAUAUUUUCUUAUCCUAUUUUUGACUUGGUUUUAUGAUUCAGCCCAUGAAACCCGUAAGAUCCCAGAACUUUCUCCUUUCCCUUUCUUGAUUUCGUUACCACUGAUUGUAGGGCAAGUCUAAAAAAAUAUAAUAGGUUAAAAGAAUGGAAGAUCCAUGUGAACAAUACAUUAUUUCAAUUUUUACUCUUUUGGAUUGCCUGUUAUAUCCUUCCCCUGAUUGUCACAAAUAAUUGAAAAGUAAAACAGAUCCCUCAUUAUUGAGUAGGUCAACUCAUCUAGUGUUGGCUACCACCUGGUCCACCAUUUUUCAUAGUAAAGUUUCUGGAAAAAUGAGACUUUACAGACUACUGUCUUUCUUUUGACAGAUUGUUUUCUUCUUCCUCCCUCUCUUUUGCCAAUACAGUUUUGACGAAGUUCCUUCCAGACCUUUUGGCCUCAAAUACUUUGGAAUUGUUCCAUUAACAACCCUGCAAUUUGGAAUUGCGGUCCUGAAAGAAACUAAAACUACAACUGAAACUUUCAGACAAUGUCUUACUGAAAACAGAGGAAGUAAAAGUAAAGUAAGACGUGUGUUUAAAAAGAAAGAAAGGCUGAAGUUCUGAGCAAUAUCUUUUCAGAAAAGAGUGGAUAUAAAGGACAUAGCAAUAUCCAGAAUGGCUCCAGACGUGAUGGAUGUGGAUGGCAAGGUAUUAGACUCAAAUGAAGGUUCUAGGAGAAAAUCCAUGCUGGCAGGCAGAACUCAAGCUCUCACAGUUAUGGAAAAACUGGUAAACAGGGAGUUCCAGACCCCAGCCCACCCAAACCACUGGUGAAGCAGCAAAGAGGCAGAAGCAAAGAGGUCUGACUUGAAAUGGCAACCUGGGUUACCAGCAUCCUGAAGAUGUUACCCAAAUUGUUCGAGUCCCGCAGCAACCUGGAAUAUGGCUUGGUGACCCUGCUAACCGCAGGCGGAGAGAGCAUCUUCACCACUGCAGUAUUCCAGUGCCCCUGCCACCCCACCUGGAACCUGCCCUACGGCAUGGUCUUCCUGCUGGUCCCCGCGCUGGCGCUUUUCCUCCUGGGCUUCAUGCUGAACACACGCACCUGGCGCCUGAUGACCGGCUGCUGCAGGCGGAACCGCAGCCAGUCGUGCACCUGUGGGUUCCAGAGAUUGAAGGUGUUCCUGAGGAUCAGCGCCAUUGCCUUGGUACCCCCCCUCACCUGGGUCGCUGUGGGGCUGCUUGGGGGCACUUUCUACGAAUGCUUCGCCAGCGGGAUCCCCUCCUUAGCUCUACGCAUGUGCCUGGGCAGAAAAGACAACUGCUCCACAUUGAUGCCCAAGUUGCCCUGUCUGUGGGACCAAGAGCAGGACCUGCAGGACCUCCUGAAGGAGCUCAAAGCCCAAUCGCAGGUGGCUGGCUGGAUCCUGAUAGCUGUGGUUAUCAUCAGUCUAAUGAUUGGUACAUCUAUACACUAUUGCAGAUCUCCAGUUAGUUUUAGGCAGUUGAAAUUUAGGAACAUCUAUGUGAUUGAGGAGAAGAAGAGCCUUAGACAAGAAUCCAGAGAGAUUGCAACUGAAUUGGCAAAUGAGAAUGUUAAAUGUUUCUUUGAAGGCUCACGUCCACAUCACAACAGUCCAAGUGCUGAAGACUGGCAGCAGAUUUCAUCACUCUAUACUUUCAAUUCAAAGGAGCCAUACUUCAGCACGUUGCACAAAUAUGUUAACACGAGAAAGAAGGGCGAAGUGGCUUCUACUUUUAAUGUUGUGGAGGCACAAGUUUAAGACAACACUGUAUGACCUUAAGAAUGAAUGGGGAAAAUGUUCUUCUGCAUUUCAUUUGAAAAACAUUGUUUUGUUGAUGACUGCUCUUUUUUUUUUUAAG